Molecule: messenger RNA, 513 nt
Organism: Paramuricea clavata
Lineage: Eukaryota; Metazoa; Cnidaria; Anthozoa; Malacalcyonacea; Plexauridae
Source: the annotation of a GenBank genome assembly
AUGGAUUAUUUUACAAAAUGGCCAGAGGUAUAUCCGAUUGCGAACCAAGAAGCAGAAACAAUUGCGAAGGUGUUGGUUGAACAGUUCGUGUGUAGAUUUGGUGUUCCUUUGCAAAUCCACUCUGAUCAGGGACGAAACUUUUGUUCAAAAGUAUUUAACGAAAUGUGCACUUUACUGGGAGUGAAGAAAACUCAAACGACGCCCUAUCACCCACAGUCGGAUGGAAUGGUUGAACGCUAUAACCGUACCCUUGAAGCACAACUUUCCAUGUUUGUCGAAACGCAUCAGAAAGAUUGGGAUCUAUAUAUUCCGUAUUUACUAAUGGCAUACCGGACCGCGGUGCAUGAGUCGACGAAGUGCACACCGGCAAAACUGAUGAUGGGACAUGAGAUACGACUACCGAUUGAUCUGGUAUUCGGUAAACCGGAACCCGAAUAUUAUAACGAGGGAAUUACAAAAUAUGGAACAAAGUUAGCCGAGAAUAUUGAACAAGCUCAUGAAUUUGGAAGAGAA